GUCGGGUUGAGUCGUUUCUAUUUUGGUAGGCUACGGACUUGAAAUUCAUGCCUGCCGGUAGGUCUGUAGUUGCCCGCCCGUCCAUCUCGGCCAACGGCGUAUUCCUCUGCCGGACGAACCUCCCGCGGCAAGCCAUCUGCCCCAGCUUGCAUCUGGAAAUUUGCUAGGUCUCAAACUUCAGUUCGGCAAGUUUUGUUCGGCAACUCCAAAUUUUUAAACUUUUUAGAUCUCCAACUUCAAACAGCACCACAAUCUCAUCCCAUUCACCAUUUCAGCACGACCGACGAGAAAACGACCAGUUUUCUUCAACGGGGAGUCUAUACCAGCUACCAGCGCCCCCAGCACGGCAGCACCGCUGCGACCCACCACAAGCUACCGCGCGCAGCGCUUUUCCCUGCCGUCCGCCGCCCAGCUUGACUGGCUGACUGUCGACUGUGUCAAUCGGCCGCACCUGCACGCUGAAAAAACUCUGAUUUCCGUCUUUCCUACCCCCUACUCAUCCAGGUAAACUAAAUUAAAAAUUAAAUCCCAGAUUUUGUUCAAAAUAGAAAAGGUUUUAGAUUGAUUCAAUGAACUUGUAUGAUAUGCGUUUAAGAAAUAUUUCAGAUUCAAUAUUAAUUUAACUUCAAUUACUUCUUUUGUCUAAAUAAGUAAAUUGUAGUUUUCUGAAAUUUCAAUUAGUGAAAUUUAAGAACAAAGGAAAUAUAAAAAGUCCUGCGCACCCUUCUUUAUCGGAUCAUUUCAACUUCAGGUCUUUAUCUUGUUUUUUAAUUUUCAAUUAAAUGGUAUUCCUUCAUUUUAAAAUCUUGAAUUUCACCUUAUUUUUUAAUUUCUGCCUUAUUGUAAAAAACACUUGUUCGGUUGCUCAUUAUUUUUAACCCAACUUCACAUGAGAAGAACUGAAGAAGUGAUAAAAUCUGGUUUAGGUUAAUGUGGUAACAACUUAGAUUGGGUUAAAGCUUUCAAGAACAGCAUAAGCUUCUCUUUGGUGUGUAAAGAAUUAAAGAUAGUUACUGAGAUACUAUUACAAAUACCUUAGCAGUGCUCUAUUUUAAACUAUUAUUGCAAAGAUGGUGAAUUAAUAAAUCAAUGUGAUUUUUUUUUUAAAUACAAUUUCAUUGGCAACUUUUUAUAAAUAGCAUUGAAAGCAUUCUUGCCUUUUCCAUCAUUUACAAUGGAGUCAAAGACUCACUAUUUUUUGGCUUGGGAAUACGAUAGAAUAAAGCAAAAUGGCUCACUAAACUAUAUGAGUUUCUUUGUUAUGAAGCAAUAUUCAGUCCAUGCAAUUUUUGGCGGAAUUUUCACAAUGGAUUAUUUGGAAACAGUCUCUAUGUGCUUUAGUACAGGGGUAAGACUGUGAACAUCUGACCUCCCUUACCCCACCGAAGGUGGGAGCCUUUGCGGCACUGGGGUAAUGAUGAUAAUGAUGAUGAUUGAGCAUUCUUGCUGUUAACAGGGGUAAUUAGCAUCAUGUAUGUUUGUUAAGCAUAUUCUCAAAUUUCUUUUACCUCACUAGAUGACCAUAAAUGUUGUGAAUGGAUGGAAUAUGCCAUAUCUCAUUAUCACUGCAAUGUGGUCUGUAACAUGGUAAGAUGAAACAAUUAGACAUCAUGAGUCGCACUUGUAUCAUUGUAUAUGAUUAAAAUUUAUUGGUAUUUUAACUAAAUUUAACUUGGAGCAGUAUUUAAGUAUCAACCCCUUUUUUAAAAUAUGAUUGUUACUUAUGAAGAUCUUUUUAAUAUUAUCUAACCUUAUCAUAUGAUGUGGUGGAUUGUUGUAGAGUUAAAUUUGUGGCAUUUUUUUAUUUGGCUUUGAUGAAAACUUCUAUUCUUGUAAAAUAUUUGUAAUACUUCUUUUUGUAUUUUACCUUGUUGCAAUUGAAGUUUUUUUUUUAUAUAUAAUUUUUUACCAUGCUCAAUUGAAAUGCUAAAUCCACCCCUGUUCAUAAUGUGAGUGAUGAUAUAAAAUUAUAAACGAGUUCCUAGAAUAUUAGGCAGUGCAUGAGAAUGGGAUUUGCAACCUUGGAGUCACCUAAAUCUAUGAUGUACAUUUAUAAUUUUUUUUAUUGUAGUUGAUCUAUAGACAGUAAUUUCCAUCAAAACCACAUCCUGAACUUUAUUUGUCUCUCUGUUAUUGAUUUUCUUCGAACUAAGCAUAUCCUUAUUAUUCCUAAUAUUGUUAAUUAGCGUUUUUGAACAGUCGAAUCAUAUUAGCGAUUCCUCAACAGUCAGUCCUCACCUACUCGAUGCGAUUUCACAUUGAAUUUCUCGUGCCUGCUGACCCCCAAACAAGAUUCAAGCACCAGUAAGUGUAAAUGGUGAUGGCAAAGCUCAGGCCAUGUUUUUCUUACGUUCACCAUUUCCUUCCCGCACGCAAGCUCUCUUCAUCUGCAGUGCUCGAAGAGUCCAUCAGGGCAGCCAUUGAGAACAAACAUUAUGAGCGAAUUCCCGACCUCAUCCCUGCCUCCAACCCCUCUCUGCAGACCCACAACCCUUUCUCAUUCCUCUCGACCUUCCCGGAAAGUGCGAGAAUCAGGGUCGUUGAUGACAUUUUGCAGUCAUUUAUUCCUCUCCGACCCCGUUAUCGUCCUUCAAGAGCCUAUUCUUUUCUUCUCUCUCACACCCUACAGAGCUCGAACCCGCUCCCUAUAGCUCUUGUGAUUCUUCAACGUACUAUCCGUUCUGGCUGUCUUCCUCCCCCUCAAUCCCACUUGCUCCUUUCCAAUGCGUGGAUUAAACGCAGGAAGAAUCUGCUCUCGGUCUCUGAGAUACUGUCAGAAAUGAAUGCGAUUGGAUAUACUCCAGAUUCCGGAACUUGCAAUUACCUUAUUUCCUCGCUAUGCAAGGUGGAUCAGUUGAAAGAAGCCGUUAAUGUGUUGAGGGGAAUGGGACAAGCUGGGUGUAUUCCGGAUUUGGACAGCUAUGGAUCUUUGAUUUCCGAGCUGUGUGAGCUCAGAAUGAUUGAUGCAGUUUCUGAGAUGAUAAGGGAAAUGGUGGUGACAGUCGGAUUGAACCCUAGACAGGAGAUUUUGGUGAAAGUGCUUGAAGCAAUGCGGGCUAACAAGGAAAUAUGGAGAGCUGUUAAGUUGGUUGAGAUGUUAGAAGCCGAGGGAGUGUUCCUUGGAUUCAAAUGCUUUGAGUUGGUUCUUGAAGGAUGCAUAGAGUGUAGGCAGUUUGUCUUGGCGGGGAAAUUCGUGAUGGAUAUGACUAAAAAGGGAUUCAUACCGUACAUUAAGGUAAGACAGAAACUGGUUGAGGGUCUUGCUAGUGUUGAUGAAUGGGAGCUUGGGAUUGCAGUGAGGCAGAGAUUCACGGAGCUAAAGUCGUAGCUUUUCCAGCACUUAUACAAGAAUGUGUUUUGGCUGGUCAAUGGAAGUUAGGGCUUAUGACCAAACUUCUCAUCUUCUCUCAGGAUGAAGAUCGACUAAUCGCAAGAAGGACGAAGAUCAAGGGCAGUGUUUGCCUUGAAUCAAGGCAAACACUCUACAACUUCUCGCGCUACAGAGCAUCUUCAGACUGCAAACACUUCUACGAUGAUCAAUCGUCCAACUACGCAGAUCGCAAUACCUCCGACGAAGUGCAACCGUACAAUGACGAACAUCGGUCGAAUCAGGAAGACCUGCAACGCUAGGUUAUUUCUCGAUAUGGAAUGUGGUAUGUCUUCGAUUAUCUCUACUCAAUCUUAUGAUUUUUCAACCUGAUUUAAUCAAUUAAUUUGUUUAAUCAUCAUAUGAUGGCCAGUAACAGGUUAAAUCGAUACUCCUACAAACCAAAUCUAAAAACUGAAGGUAAGGUUAAAAUCUGGUCUCUUGCAGUUUUAGGUUUUGUUUUACUUUACAUCAGAUUUAUUGCUAAGAAAUCCUUUGAAUUCAAAGUUCAAUCAUCUCAAACUCACUAAAAUUAGGUCUACAGUUGUAUUUUUCUUGAAAUUUUAUCACAUUUAGGGUUUACUUAAUUUUAGAUUUCAAGCCAAAGUUGUGAUAAAACGCCAAGAGUUUGUGCUAAAAUAACUUUGAACUUUAACAGAGAAUUUUGGUUCUGAUUAUUUUUGUUAUCUAUUAGCAAUCAAUAUAUUUGUAUUGUGAUUGUUUUGAACAUAGAGUACAUAAUGAUAGUUCUGAAUUACCCAAUUGUUUUAUGAUAUGGUUUUCAAUAACACCGGUCUUACUAUUUCUCCUACAUAUCAAUGCACGAAUUAAGAGUUAUGGGUUUAGUUUAAAAGUUCAUCUUAGUUAAUUAAAAGUUAUAAGGUAAAAGUACAUCUUGAAUUGCUAUCUUUGCAAGUUACUAUUUGACAUUUUAAGAAAUGAUGCUUUAGAAUUAGCAUCUUCUCAAGCAUCAAUUGUUUUUAUGUUAUUAGUAUAGUAAAAAAUUAUGCAUAGAGGUUAAUAAAAGGUACAUUUUUAUACUAUAUCUUAAACAAUCUGAAGUAUAAGUCGUGGUUUUCAGAUGAGGUGAACUAUAAGUUAUGAAUUUCUUAUUAGAAGUUAUGAUUUUAGCUAUAGUAUUGUGUUGCAAUAUUUUGUUUUUACCUUGUAACUUUACCGGCGAGGACAUCUUAUAUGCAAGUCCAAACACUCUUGAUUUAAUUGAUUUUUCUUUUUAAUUAUCUUACGUGUCAUUGUUUGUUUUAUUUUGAAAGUUUUAUUUUUUCCCAAAAAAAGUUAUAAACUUUCACUUAGUAGUUUGGCAUUUCAUAUUAAAAAUUAUGAAGUAUUAAGAAUAUAUAAGUUUCUUUUAUUAACUAGUAAUAAUAGAAAAUAAUAUCAGUAGUAGUGGUGGUGAUAGUUUUAAGAAGUCUUUGUUUUUCUAUAAAUAUACUCUCUUACUGAUUUUGAUUCCUUGAAUUAAUGUGAGUUAAAAGUUACGUAUUUAGAUUUAGAAGUUAUGUUUCUAGUUUUAUUAGUGAUAAAACUAUGUUUUACUUAUCUUCAUUGUAGAAGAUCGAGGACAUAAUUGGCAAUAAUUUUAGAAGUUAGUUGUUUGGCUCUAUUAGUAGUUAGUACGCGAAUAGUGUUUUUAGUACAUGUUUCUAUGUUUCUAUUUUUGGGAAUGGAAAAAAAAUCAUAGUUGGAAUUCUUAUUACUACAUAUAAGCUAUAGUACUAGCUAACUCUGUAAGUGUGUUGCUAAAAGGUCAUUUUCACUUUAACCUUCUUUGAAGACAAGGACAACACGAGCCUCUAGAAUUAAAUAAAUUCUUUUACUAGCAACAAGAAAAAUAAUACUCCGCAAUAGCUAAUACUGAAGCUUGUCUUUUCUGUUUUAAAUUAAGUUGUGUGAUUCGUUGUGAGGUUCUCAAUAUGGGAUGGCUUUCGUGCUUGUGCAGUUCUGACAGGACUUCAAUAGUUUUGGUUAAACCACAUGAAAUUAUAACUUAUAAUUGUGAUUUUGCUUUUUUUUUAUGUGUAAGAAGUUAAUAUGUUUGUAUCUUGAUUAUUUUGAACAUAAAAUACCGCAUGAGAUAAAAGUUAUGCAUUUAUUAUUAGAAGUUCAGCUUAGGCAAUUAAAAGUAAUGAAAACAGAGUAGUCUGUAUAGUAUUUGACAAAAAAAAUCGUUCAACUUUCUUUAUAUAUAUACAGAGCAUUCGUGUACAAUAUCAAAAUAGAAUUGGUGGUCUUAUUUGUUGGUUUCAUUAUUUUUUGUAUUCAAAUAAAGUUUCUUACUUAUAUUGAUAUUUACCGCUAAUGUGAUUUUAUUGUUAUGCAUUUUGUUGUAGAAGUUAUGAUUCUGACUCUAUUAGUUAUGUACAUAUUUUAUUGUGUUCUAUAGAAGCCUGAAGAUUAUUCUGAAGUGGUAAAUGAUGAUGAAAAUGGUGUUGUUGAUGAGGAUAUUUCCAGAUGUUGAUCACUUGGUCUUGAGGUGGGGUAUACAAGUCAACCUUCAAAACCAGAAACAAGAAGUUACCUUGACAACACUUUUGAAGUGAAGGAGAAAGCAAAAAAAGCAGAUCAUUGUUAUGAAGUAGAAAGUUUAUCUACCAAUUAUAUGUUUUUUGUUGUGAACAAAGUCCAAAUGUAAUGCCUUGAAAUGAGAAUGGGAUGUGUAAUCUCCAACUACUUGCACAAAGUUGUGGUUAUAUUUUAAUUUUUUUUUGUAAUACUGUUGUUCACAUUGUAUCUACAACUUAAUCA
Messenger RNA from Cuscuta epithymum, 6133 nucleotides. The record is from the annotation of a GenBank genome assembly. Lineage: Eukaryota; Viridiplantae; Streptophyta; Magnoliopsida; Solanales; Convolvulaceae.